Messenger RNA from Oncorhynchus tshawytscha (Chinook salmon), 1009 nucleotides. RefSeq names its product solute carrier family 35 member C2-like. The record is from RefSeq and is a predicted model, not a curated record. NCBI's taxonomy places the organism in Eukaryota, Metazoa, Chordata, Actinopteri, Salmoniformes, Salmonidae. The transcript is spliced from 2 exons. The coding region runs from base 232 to 474 and encodes 80 amino acids.
UCCAGAACCCCCCCCACCACCACCUCUCCCCAAGUCCCCCUGUUUCUCCAGAACCCAUACCCGAUCGGCUUCUGUGCUGACCCCCCUACCUCUCCCCAAGUCCCCCUGUUUCUCCAGAACCCAUACCCGAUCGGCUUCUGUGCUGACCCCCCUACCUCUCCCCAAGUCCCCCUGUUUCUCCAGAACCCAUACCCGAUCGGGGUGGUCCUUCUGAUAACCAGCGGUCUGUUCAUGUUCACCUUCAAGUCGACCCAGUUUAACAUGAAGGGCUUCAUCAUGGUACUGCUGGUAUCGUUCAUCGGCGGGAUCCGGUGGACCCUCACGCAGGUCCUGAUACAGAAAGCAGAACUGGGUAAAGUUCCCUCGUUGAGACUGCUGCCCAUCGAAAACAGCCCAGACCUGGAACUACCGUUAUUACGUCAGAAGGAAGACGAUGGGGAGGAGACAGCUACUGAGGACAAUGACGAAGAGUAGGAGAUUCUACUCUGACUCAAACAAAAUGGUGGACUGACUGUCAUGUUCCAGGGAGGCCAGAGGAACAGAAGGGAAGGAAUCUUACGCUCUUCUUCAGCCAACAUUCUCUUCAGCUUUUGUUCAAAAACUAUUGCAGAGUUUAACCAGCGGUAAACAGACAGACACCCUAAACUGUAUCAAAUGCAUAUACUGUUGCUGUCAGUGACGUGAAACAGGAGUUUUAACCUUAUAAUAUGUGAAGUGACCAAACCGCAGGUAACCUUAAUAAUGAUGGAAAUGUUUACUAGGAAUUAUAAUAUAAUAUGUGAAGUGACCAAACCGCAGGUAACCUUAAUAAUGAUGGAAAUGUUUACUAGGAAUUAUAAUAUAAUAUGUGAAGUGACCAAACCGCAGGUAACCUUAAUAAUGAUGGAAAUGUUUACUAGGAAUUAUAAUAUAAUAUGUGAAGUGACCAAACCGCAGGUAACCUUAAUAAUGAUGGAAAUGUUUACUAGGAAUUAUAAUAUAAUAUGUGAAGUGACCAAACCGCAUGUAA